Messenger RNA from Cucumis sativus (cucumber), 600 nucleotides. RefSeq lists its product as uncharacterized. Lineage: Eukaryota; Viridiplantae; Streptophyta; Magnoliopsida; Cucurbitales; Cucurbitaceae. The record is from RefSeq and is a predicted model, not a curated record. The transcript has a single exon. The coding region runs from base 1 to 600 and encodes 199 amino acids.
AUGGACGAUUUGAUCGGCACUGAGAGCGGUGUUUGUUUAACUUCAAAUUCUGAAGAAAUGGAAACUCACUCCGAUUUCGAUUGUCCUUAUUAUCGCACUGAUCGACACCAUUUCAUUUUGCAAAAUCAACGAUGUGUGUUGAAAAAACAAUUUCCACCCCCGAUUCCUUUUAUCGCAACACAGGCCGCAGGGAAUCGACCUCGGUCGCCAUGGGUCUUAACGAGAUAUUAUUCAAAUAGAAGAUUGAUUUUGAAACUGGAGAGAGUCACGCAACAUCAGUCCUUAGAAUCGCGCCGAGAAAAUGGCCGUUUGAUUCUGAAUCUCGUGCCGAUCGACGAACGUGAUCAGGAUCAUUUUCAGCACUUAAUCGAAGAGAAGGAAGGAAAUGAGGAGAUCGUCGAAUCGAUUGAUUGUGAUGGAGGAGAAGAUGAAGGUACAGACUCUGAAAUUUCUAUCAGGAGUUAUACGUACGGCGGAGAAGGUGGUGGCGGUGGCGGAGGAAUGACGUUUUGUGGUGCGAAUGGUAAUUUUGAAGAACGACAUGUCGUUCAUGGACAUUUCGGUUCGGCGCCUCUUCGUCCGAUGGGUACAGUUAUGUGA